This is a messenger RNA of Onthophagus taurus, 1611 nucleotides long. RefSeq names its product Henna (gene Hn). Gene Ontology annotation, biological process: L-tyrosine biosynthetic process; L-phenylalanine catabolic process. The record is from RefSeq and is a predicted model, not a curated record. Gene Ontology annotation, molecular function: phenylalanine 4-monooxygenase activity; iron ion binding. NCBI's taxonomy places the organism in Eukaryota, Metazoa, Arthropoda, Insecta, Coleoptera, Scarabaeidae.
AAUUCCAGCAACUCAACUCAGUUAACAUUUAAUUCUCAAUAAGAUUAAAAGUUUUUUUUUCCAAAUCAAAUUAUUAUCUUUCUUAUUCUUUAGGAAUCACGAUUCUUUGGAAAAAUGAUGGGAUCUAAACCAACUGAUAUUAAAAAAAUCAAUACAGAAAAUGGUAAAGAACAUGUUAACGGAAGUCCUCCGGAUAUCCCAAAAUUAAUGCCUGGUGGCCAAUACAUAAAAAUUGGUAAAGAUUCGUCAAAAAGCACUUACUUAAUAUUCGCUCCUCACGUCGAAGAAGUAGGAAUAUUAGCGAAAUACCUAAAGAUAUUCAAAAAAUUCAACAUAAAUUUGAUCCAUAUUGAAUCAAGAGCUUCCGAAAAAAUCCCUAAUAAAUAUGAGUUUGUGGUUGAAUGCGCUUCCGGAGGCGAUUUAGGUUCUGCAAUCGCAGAAAUAAGAGAUCAAAGCAGUUACUUUAAUGUGAUCUCGCGAAACUACGCGAACAAUCAAAAUACUGUGCCCUGGUUUCCGCGAAGAAUCAGGGAUUUAGAUCGAUUUGCAAAUCAAAUUUUAUCGUAUGGUGAUGAAUUGGAUGCUGAUCAUCCGGGAUUUACCGACCCGGUUUAUAGAGCGAGAAGAAAAUAUUUUGCUGAUAUUGCUUAUAAUUAUCGCCACGGUCAGCCGUUACCAAGAGUUGAAUAUACCCCGGAGGAAGUUGAAACUUGGAAAACUAUUUAUAAAAAAUUAACUACUUUGUAUGUUACCCACGCUUGUAAAGAACACAACCACGUUUUUCCACUUUUGGUACAAAAUUGCGGUUAUCGAGAAGAUAACAUUCCUCAAUUAGAGGAUGUUUCAAAUUUUUUAAGAGAUUGCACUGGGUUUACUCUUCGACCAGUGGCCGGACUACUUUCUUCAAGAGAUUUCCUAGCUGGUUUAGCUUUUAGAGUUUUUCACUCCACCCAAUACAUACGACAUCCAUCAAAACCCCUUUAUACCCCAGAACCAGAUGUUUGCCAUGAACUAUUAGGACACGCACCACUUUUUGCGGAUCCAGCUUUUGCACAAUUCUCCCAAGAAAUUGGUUUAGCUUCAUUGGGAGCUCCAGAUGAAUACGUCGAAAAACUUGCAACGCUAUUUUGGUUCACGGUUGAAUAUGGAUUAUGUCGCGAAAAUAACGAAUUAAAAGCUUACGGGGCUGGUUUGCUAUCAUCAUUUGGAGAGCUUCAAUAUUGUCUUGAAGGAAAAUCCGAAGUAAGACCUUUCGACCCGAUUAAAACUUGUGAACAAAAAUAUCCCAUCACUCAGUAUCAACCGGUUUAUUUCGUUGCGGAAAGUUUUGAAGAUGCCAAAGAAAAAAUGAUAAAAUAUGCUCAAAAUAUUCCAAGAAGUUUCGGAGUAAGAUACAACGCGUACACUCAAAGCAUUGAGGUGUUGGAUUCAAAGAUGCAAAUCGAAAAUUUAGUGAGGAACGUCAGCCAGGAAACUCAAAUUCUUUUAAACGCACUUCAAAAAUUAUAAUUUUAAAGAAUAAGGUUAUACCAAAAAUAUAGUUACAGUCGAUUUAAUAACAAUAUUAAUCUCAUGUUAUAAUAUUACAAUAAAUCUUUUUUUAUAAUUCUG